GGGAGGGUGAGCGAGCGAGCGAAUGUCGCAGCCGCUUUUCUCGGUUGUCGUUGAAGAUUCGCCCCCAACAUGGCGGCGGCCGUGAGCGGGGCUGAGGAGGAGGAGGAGGCGAUGGCGGCGAAAUCGCCGGCGGAAGGCCAGGCGGGAGCAGGCGGAAUGGAGCCGGGGACGGCGACCAUGGCAGCCGUAGCGUGUGGAGGCGGCGGCGGCGGCGAGAGUGAGGAGGAGGAGGAGGAGAACAACGUCUACGAGGUGGAGAAGAUCUUGGACAUGAAAACGGAAGAUGGAGAAGUAAAAUAUAAAGUACGGUGGAAAGGCUACGCACCAGAUGAUGAUACCUGGGAACCUGAGGAACAUUUGAAAGAUUGUAAAGAAGUUCUUCUUGAGUUUCGAAAGAAAAUGCUGGAUAUUAAAUCUAAGCCUGUUAAAAAAGAGGUACAGAAACUGCCUUUAAAUGAUGAUCUUUUUGAAGCAGAUUCUGAAGCAGAUAGUGAUUGGCAAAGUGAUACAAAAGGGGACCGAUCGCCAAAGAAGAAAAAGAAAAAAUCUAAAGACAAAGAAGAUAAAAACCAAGAUGAAAUACAAAAGAAAAAAACUAAACUAGCCAAAGUUAAAGAAAAACCAGGGCUAGAACGUGAAAAUUCUUCUGACAGUUUGGCUUCAGAUUCAAAACCAAAGAAAAGGACUUCUGAGUCAAAGGAAGACAUUAAAGAUUCCAAAAAACAAAGGCGAGAGGAUAUAAAAGAUAACAGUAAAAAAAAAGAAGUCAAAGAUGGAAAGAAAAAAAUGAAAGAGGAGAGUAAAGAAAAUAAACAUAUGCAAAAAGGGAAACACAGUGUUAAUAAUUUAGAUGCUGAAUCUAGUAUGCAAGAUGAUUCUUUUUCUCAAGCUGCAGAUUUUGAAAGUGAAGAUUUAGACUCUGAUAGCAGUGAGGAAAAAUAUAGGACAUCUUCUGGCAAAUACCGGUUAGAAGAGGAGGUCUUCGUUUCAGUUCAACAGCCCGAUAGUACUUCAAGCACAGAUGAUAGUUCUGAAAUGAGGGUUAAGAAGAAGAAAAAGAAACACAAAAAGGUUGAGGAGCUAGAAGAAAAUAGAAGAGGAGACAAAAUUUUGGAGAAGAAAUGCACACAGAAAAAGCAGAAGGCUCCAGAGAAAACAAAAGCUGCUCCUGAGCUUGAAAAUAAGAGGCCGUCUAUAUCUGCUCUGACACAGAAGGCUUUGAAAUUGUCUGUUGAUGAACGAGGAUGCAAGCCCGGCGAUACAGUAGGGGAAGUAAGCAAUAACACAAAACUGAAAAGCAAAGAGGGAAAGUCAAUCCAAUCUUAUGCUGGGAAUGUGCUUCAAAAGUCAGCCAUUCCUGAAAGCAAAGAAAAGAAUAUAAAUUGGAGAACUGACGAGGAGAAAAUAAAAGAGAAGCCUUCUCAGCAUUCUCUAGGGGAGAGUCUUUUUGAAAAAUUUACAAUGGAUGUUGAAUGCAGUAAAGGAGAGAGCAUAGUUGGUAAGAAGAAUCUCUCCAAAAGUGAGCUGAAUGUUGAAGAAAUCCCAAAGGAAAGAAGCAUUUUAUCUAAGGAAAAGGAAACCAAAAAAAGCGAAACAAAAGAGAAACUCCUGAAGAAAUUAGACUCUGAAAAGGAAGAAAAAAACAGAAAAGAGCAAAGGGGAUUCAAAAGUUUGAAAGAGAUCAAGAGUGCAUUUGAUGUGUUUAGCAUCUGUUCAGAAGAAAAAAAUGAAUAUUUGGACAGUCGAAAAAAGGAGGAGUCAGUGCAUGAUUCUAGAUCCACAGAUGAAUUUAGAUUAAAAGAUAAGCAGGUAUAUAGCAGGACCACCAGAGAUGAGACCGAUACUUGGGCAUAUAUUGCAGCAGAGAGUGACCAUGAUGUAAAUGAGGACAGUUCUGAUACAAAGCAACAGACUGUGAGUUUGGGCAUGGACAUGCAGUUAGAAUGGCUAUCACUAGAGGACUUUCAGAAACAUCUUGAUGGAGAAGAUGAAGAGCACUUGUCAAGUGAUGUGAUAUCAUCUGCUCAGCUGCGAGAUGCUGUUAAAAAUGGGAACUAUACUAUGGCAAAGAUGGCACUUAAUUCAAAUGAAGAAUAUAAUCUCGAACAGGAGGAUUCUAGUGGAAUGACUCUGGUGAUGCUGGCUGCUGCAGGAGGUCAUGAUGACAUCCUUCGACUUCUUAUCCGGAAAGGAGCUAAAGUUAAUUGCAGACAAAAAAAUGGAACAACUGCAUUGAUUCAUGCAGCUGAAAAGAACAAUCUAACUACUGUAGCCCUGCUUUUGGAAGCUGGUGCACAUGUGAAUGUGCAGCAAAAGAAUGGUGAAACAGCACUAAUGAAGGCUUGUAAGAGAGGAAAUUAUGAUAUUGUCCGUCUUAUGAUUGAAAAUGGAGCUGACUGCAACCUUUCAUCAAAGCAUCAGAGCAAUGCUUUUCAUUUUGCCAAGCAGUGUAAUAAUUUAUCAGUCUCCGAACUUCUCAGGAGUCACUUGGCUAUGCUCACCCGAGUGGCAGAAGAAACAAUCAGGGAAUACUUUGAAGCCCGUCUUAGUUUGAUGGAACCAAUAUUUGAUAUUGCAUGUCAUCUGCUCUGUGAGGGACCAGAUUAUUCCUCAGAAUUCACCUAUAAGGCCCCACAGAAUGUGCCUGAAGGAUCUGGGAUUCUUUUAUUCAUUUUCCAUGCAAACUUUUUGGGGAAUGAUGUUGUUGCUCGACUUUGUGGACCAUGCAGUGUGCAAGCUGUGGUUUUGAAUGACAAAUUCCAGCUGCCUGUGUUCUUGGUAAAUUUUUCAUCUGUUUGGUUACUUAUAUAAUCUUCAGAGAUGUAUGGAUUUUUUAUUUCUAAGAGAACAAUUGAUCCUUUUGAAAGAGGAUCAAGCUUCAUUUUAAACUGAAGCUUGUGUUAUGGGGAAUACCUUCAAGUUUCUGAAAACUUGAAAAUCUGUGAUUGAGCUUGUACUUUGCAUACAAAUGUUCUCCAAUUCAGUCUCCUGUUUCUUGUGCAAGAUUUGC
Molecule: messenger RNA, 3010 nt
Organism: Python bivittatus (Burmese python)
Lineage: Eukaryota; Metazoa; Chordata; Lepidosauria; Squamata; Pythonidae
Source: RefSeq, a predicted model, not a curated record